AUGGAUGGGUAUGGGCAGGCCACAGAUGCGUUUGGCUUGUGGUUGAAGGAGGUUGCGCAGGUGCGAAUGUCGGCCAAGAUCGCGAUCGCAGAUUUGAGACAUGCUAAUCAAGGCCGCUGUGUGAUCGCCAGGCAAGCCAUUGACAGGCAGGAGGUACUUUUUGAGAUUCCUAGGUCUGCGAUCUUCAAUGUGUCUACUUCACGGCUUGCCUGCAGGUUUCCGGAGCUGAAAAGCAGGCUGCUGAAUGAGAUUGGUCAUUGGGAAGGGCUAGUGGUGUGCAUGCUGUACGAGAUGAAGGUUGUGAGAGAGGGCAGUGUUUGGUGGGCGUAUUUCCAGGUGCUGCCCAGGCCUGACGAGAUCAAUUCGCUGAUGUACUGGAGCGAUGAACAGUUGAAAGGGUUGAAGCCUUCACUUAUAGUGCAGAGGGUCGGGGUUGAGGAAGCCAGACAGAUGUACCAGAGGGUGGUGAACUAUAUCAAGGAAUUUGGCCCGUCUGUGAGUGACGAACUAGGCAGUGUUUCAUGGUCUGAUUUUGUUUACGUGGCAAGCGUUAUCAUGUCGCACUCGUUUGACGUUCAGGUGGUAGACGCCAAAGACCAGGAUACUGAGGGGACCACCAACAUAGCCAGCGAUGGGUACAUGAAGUCUAUGAUUCCGUUGGCGGAUACUUUGAAUGCGGAUACCCGUAAGUGUAACGCCAAUUUGAUCUACGACGUAAAGUCGCUAAAGAUGUGUGCGACGAAACGGAUUUCCGCGGGCGAGCAGUUGUACAACAUCUAUGGGGAUCAUCCCAACGCAGAGCUGCUGAGAAGGUAUGGCUACGUGGAAUGGGGCGGUUCGAAGUUCGAUUUUGGAGAACUGCCAAUGGAAACAGUGCUGAAAGUACUGCAGGAGGAAUACCGAAUAGAUAUGGCGGAGCUCACGCGGAUCAUAGAUUUCAUAAAGGCUAGCAGCCUGAUAGCUGAUGCGUUUGAAGGCGAGGAAGUUGUGCUGGGUGCGUACGAUUGUUACUCUGAUGGCCAGAUUGUACCAGAAUGUGUGGUCUUUCUACAGAUCAUAUGCGUUCUAACACAGACGCCAGAUGUGAAAUCGCUGGACGUCGAAGGGAUGGAAAGAAUGCUCUUGCGAAUUGCUAAGAAGUGCCUGCAGUUGGUAGAGAGCGGAAGGAUUACAAAAAGCUGCGCUAAACUGAGCGAGUGUGUCAUCGAAGCUCGUCUGAGAGAGUACCCAAGCCAUGCAUUUCGGGAAAUCUCACCGGACCAUUAUGCUAUCUCAGAUAUCGAUUCCCUGCGGCAAAGAAUGGCUGAAAAGGUUCUGCAAAGUGAAGUAAUAUCGCUGCAGAACUGCGUCAAGUCGCUGGAGCAUAACUACAAAGUGAUACCCGAUGCAAAGCUACUAGAUAGCAUCACUAAAAGGAAGCUCCCGGAAAAUGACAACAAGAAGGUAAAGCGAGUCAAGCGCUGA
Torulaspora globosa is the source of this 1464-nucleotide messenger RNA. It is a transcript of the gene RKM4, whose product is annotated as ribosomal lysine N-methyltransferase. The coding region runs from base 1 to 1464 and encodes 487 amino acids. Gene Ontology annotation, biological process: peptidyl-lysine monomethylation. NCBI's taxonomy places the organism in Eukaryota, Fungi, Ascomycota, Saccharomycetes, Saccharomycetales, Saccharomycetaceae. Gene Ontology annotation, cellular component: nucleus. Gene Ontology annotation, molecular function: protein binding; protein-lysine N-methyltransferase activity. The transcript has a single exon. The record is from RefSeq and is a predicted model, not a curated record.